CUUAACUUCUCUCUCUCCUCUCCUCUCCUCCCAUCCACUUGCAUCUCCACACUUCAUAUAUCAUCGCUGGUUCAACCGCAUAUUCACGAAUCCUCUGCCUUCGGUUCGCACGUCAACAUCGCCGUCCCAAGCUAUUGUUAUCGUUCAGUGCACAACACAGGCUUGUGGAACUAAUGGAGACUUCUAAAGAGAUAGGAUGCCGAACUCCAGAAGGCCCAAUCCUUUGCGUUAACAACUGUGGUUUCUUUGGAAGUGCAGCCACUAUGAAUAUGUGUUCUAAAUGUCACAAAGAUAUGAUUUUGAACCAGGAGCAGGCCAAACAAGCAACUUCUUCUAUUGAAAACCUUAUUAAUGGAGGGGCAUGCAGCAAUGGAAAAGAACAUGUAGGUACUGGCCCUGUGGACGUGAAAUUGGUUUCCAUUCCUUCCAGUGCAUCCCCCCAUCCCUUUGGUUCAGAAGUGAAGGCAAAAGAGGGCCCAAAUAGAUGCAGUGCCUGUCGAAAGCGUGUUGGACUAACUGGUUUCAGUUGCAGGUGCGGAAAUCUGUUCUGCAGUUCUCAUCGUUACUCUGACAAGCACGAUUGUCAGUAUGAUUACCAGACUGCUGGUCGGGAUGCCAUAUCUAAAGCCAAUCCUAUUGUGAAGGCUGAAAAGCUUGAUAAGAUAUAAUGUUUUCAUGCAUUGAAAUAUAAUACUUUUCAUUUGUCCUAAUGUGUAUUAACAUUGGCAUCAUGUCUGGUUGAGGUGUGCCCUUUAACAAUAUUAAUGGUUUGUUGAAAUGGAACAAGGGCACCAUUGUUGGGCAUGAUUAUGAUA
Messenger RNA from Impatiens glandulifera, 815 nucleotides. Its product is annotated as zinc finger A20 and AN1 domain-containing stress-associated protein 8-like. The coding region runs from base 174 to 668 and encodes 164 amino acids. The record is from RefSeq and is a predicted model, not a curated record. NCBI's taxonomy places the organism in Eukaryota, Viridiplantae, Streptophyta, Magnoliopsida, Ericales, Balsaminaceae. The transcript has 3 exons. Gene Ontology annotation, molecular function: DNA binding; zinc ion binding.